CUUCCUGCCUCGUCCGUAUCCGAGAGAUCAGAGAAGUGAAGACCGGCACAGAGGGAGGAUAGAAGAUUUGAAGUGACGGAGGAACACAUUGUGUGUCUCAGCAGGCAGAACCAUGGGGUGAUGAGGACUCUCCUCCACCGACCUUACGCAGAUGACCAGUGAUGGCCACGGCAUCACCAGAAAUUUUUUCGAAAGGUUUUGACUCAGAUUUCCAACAACAGGAAGAAAGACAGCAAGAGGAAUUCCUGAGCUCACUGGAGACAACCUUUCUGACCGCAUUCCUCUCCAUCAUUAUCAUCAUGACUGCAUUUGGGAACCUGCUGGUGAUGGUGGCGCUCUGCAAGGAUCGACAUCUUCGGAAGAAGAAAACAAACUAUUUCAUAGUGUCGCUGGCUUUUGCUGACCUGCUGGUGGCGCUGGUCGUGAUGCCCUUCGCUGCGAUUGAGCUGACCACUGGUCAGUGGCAGUACGGAGAGAGUUUCUGCCUUGUUCGCACCUCACUGGAUGUUUUAUUGACUACUGCCUCCAUCCUGCAUCUCUGCUGCAUCGCUCUUGACAGAUAUUAUGCCAUCUGCUGCCAGCCACUGGUCUACAGACACAAGAUGACCCCUGUUCGGGUCGCCGUGAUGCUAAGCGGCUGUUGGAUCAUCCCCACUUUCAUCUCCUUCCUGCCCAUCAUGCAAAGCUGGAACGCCAUUGGCAUCGAGGAUAUCGUGAAGAGGCGAGCCGUUGCUGGUGGCUCCAACGAGACAAGCUGUGUGUUCAUCGUCAAUCGACCGUACGCCCUGAUCUGCUCUGCUGUGGCGUUCUACGUCCCAUUGGCCCUCAUGGUUUUAGCCUACCAGAGGAUCUACGUCACUGCAAUGACCCACGUGCGGCAGAUAGAAACGCUGCAACGCGCCGAGGGCUCCUCGUCUUCGGAGCCAGUUCCUAUCGCCAACAGCCGCAUGCGAGUGGAGACAAAAGCGGCAAAGACUCUUGCUGUUAUCAUGGGCUGCUUUUGCCUGUGCUGGGCGCCCUUCUUCAUCACCAAUGUAGUGGACCCCUUCAUCCACUACACGGUGCCGUGGCAACUGUGGACAGCCUGGCUGUGGCUGGGCUACAUUAACUCGGGGUUGAACCCCUUCUUGUACGCCUUUCUGAAUCGAGCGUUCCGGAGGGCGUUUCUGGUGAUUCUAUGUUGCGGUGAUGACCGGUAUGCUCGCCAUGGGAGUUUCUCUUAUGGACACGCCAACAGAGCGUGCUCACCCCCGUCCAUCAAUGGGACCUCCAUGGCUCUAAGAUUGUCUUUCCUUCCCAAUCGGAGCUACAGUGACAAUGGACGGACAAUUUUAGGGAAUGAGAAGGAAUCUCAGGAUUCACUUGGAACACUAUGAGGACCAGUGAAAAACUUCAUGCUGGGAGUGAGAGAGACAUCCUCUGUCUAUGAACUUGCCUGUUACUGAGCGUCAGAUGUGUUUGUGGAUCUAUGCUAAUGUGUGACUAAUGAACUGAGACUGAAACAUGUUUCCCUGUUUGGAAUCUUUGGCUGGUUCACGCUCAUGGUCUGUUUUGUGCACUGUAUCUGUCCGACCAACUUUGAUUGUCUGUGGUAACUUUUCUGUGCUGACACACGAGACGUUGGUCU
This is a messenger RNA of Synchiropus splendidus (mandarinfish), 1627 nucleotides long. RefSeq names its product 5-hydroxytryptamine receptor 4. The record is from RefSeq and is a predicted model, not a curated record. Gene Ontology annotation, molecular function: G protein-coupled serotonin receptor activity. The coding region runs from base 162 to 1376 and encodes 404 amino acids. The transcript has 8 exons. Gene Ontology annotation, cellular component: plasma membrane. Lineage: Eukaryota; Metazoa; Chordata; Actinopteri; Syngnathiformes; Callionymidae. Gene Ontology annotation, biological process: adenylate cyclase-activating adrenergic receptor signaling pathway; chemical synaptic transmission; regulation of appetite.